AGAAUGUUCCUGGGUGUGGACUGCCUUGUAUAAUUAACUGCACAGCUGUAGCUUCUGAUCCCUGGUAACGUCUGCUUCUUUCUUUUUCCCCGCAUCUACCCAGCAGAAUCCAGGCGUCCUCCUCCUCCUCGCAGGAGCUCCAGGUGCGUCACUUGGGCAGAAACCUUCCUGCAUUCCACCAUCAUUCCUUGCCGAGACAGCGACCAGGCAGACGUACUUGCUUUAUAGAGGGUUGGGAGACAAGAACUGGAGGAAAGACUGAGCAGUGAAGCCAAUUUGCCCUGUUCAGACGAUGGAAACGGGGAGCGCAGCAAGGACAAACGGUACUACUGGGAAGCCAGAGGAUGUGAAGAGUCCACCUGCCCCCAAAAAGGAAGAAGAAACGAAGAAGACCACAAGCCCUGGCGGAGGUGAGAAGGAAGCUAUGAAGAGCACUGGUGGUGCCUCUUUGGAGACAGGGCAGAUCAAGAGCUCCCUCUUCUCUGGGAGCGACUGGAAGAGGCCCAUCAUUCAGUUUGUGGAGUCGUCUGAUGAGAAGAGAUCAACCUACUUCAGCAUGGAUUCGGCGGAUUCAAAGAAGAUGCAAUAUGCCAGUGGACAGAUAGGAGACAUGAGGAGACCACCUCUCUCCUUUGUAGAGAAAGGCGACCUCAGGAAGCCCCUCUUCUCCUUGGAUUCCAAAAAGAGCUUUCUGCCUGGUGAAGGGGAAGUGAGGAAGUCGUUGUUCUCUGGGGGGCAGAUGGGGGACCUGAAGAAAACUUCCCUCCCGCUGGUAGAGACAGGGGACCUGAGAAGAUCUACCUUCAACAAGCCUGACAGGGCAGCUGGGUCACGGCCAAGGGUGAAGCUCGAGGAUGUUCUGUGCGAUUCCUGCAUUGAUAACAAGCAAAAAGCCGUGAAGUCUUGCUUGGUGUGCCAGGCUUCCUUCUGUGAGCUGCACCUCAAGCCCCAUCUGGAGGGAGCAGCUUUCCGGGACCACCAGCUGCUGGACCCCAUCAGGGACUUUGAAGCAAGAAAAUGCCCUGUGCACGGGAAGACCAUGGAGCUGUUCUGUCAGACAGACCAGAUGUGCAUCUGCUACCUCUGCAUGUUCCAGGAGCACAAGAACCACAGCACAGUGACAGUGGAGAUCGAGAAAGCAGGAAAAGAGGCUGAGCUUUCACUGCAGAAAGAGCAACUGCAGCUGAAGAUCAUCGAGGUAGAAGAUGAAAUAGACAAGUGGCAGAAGGAGAGGGACCGUAUCAAGAACUACACCACCAACGAGAAAGCCACUGUGGAUCAGCAUUUCAAAGAGCUGAUCCGUGACCUGGAGAGGCAGAGGGAUGAGGUGAAGGCUGCCCUGGACCAGAGGGAAAAGAUCGCAUCGGAGAACGUGAAAGAAAUCGUGGAUGAGCUGGAAGAGAGGGCAAAGCUGCUGCGGGAGGACAAGGAGAACAGGGAGCAGAUCCAUCAGAUCAGUGACUCCGUGCUCUUCCUGCAGGAAUUUGGGGCUCUGAUGCGGAAUUACGUCCCCCCUCCGUCUCUCCCAACAUACAGUGUGCUGCUUGAAGGGGAGAGCAUGAGCCCAUCCAUGGGGCUCCUCAGAGAUGACCUCCUGAACGUCUGCAUGAGGCACGUGGAAAAGAUCUGCAAGGCGGACCUCGGCCGCAACUUCAUAGAGAGGAACCACAUGGAGAAUGGUGACCAUCGGUACAUGAUGAACAACUAUGAGUGGAACCAGCCCGACAACUUGAAGAGAUUUUCCAUGUUCCUGUCUCCCAAAGCCAGUUUCAACCCACGAUCAUGGGAAUUUUCCUCCUUCCAAGCGACUGAGGAAACACUUGUAGGCAAUGGUACUAAGCUGCCUUUUCAGUUCUCCUCGGUUGGACAGAACCCGCCUGGUGACUUCAGCAAACAGUCUGACGGGAGCCUCUUCACUAAGACCGCUUACCCUUCAAUAGUGAGACAUCAGUCUACAAAGGUGACGCCACAGACAUGGAAAUCCUCUAAGCAGUCUGUAUUGUCACAUUACCGCCCCUUUUACGUCAACAAAGGCAAUGGAGCCACUUCCAACGAGGCACCUUGAUCCCUGAAGAUUUAGGGAAGAGCUGGCAGCACUUGGAGUGAAGACUCAGCUGCGGAUUUUCAUGGAUGUACCUGCUACUAUAUUAACCUUACCGCUCUAAUCUCUGCCAGGGAGAGGGAAGGUGCAGAAGGGAACUGCCUUUACUAGAGGAAACAAGGACUUUUUCCAAAUCACCUUGAAAGCUCUGCAGGCCUUAACAACGUAACCCCACCCUCUGCUGUCACCUCCUUAUUCCCUCUCAAUGCCCUUUGCUUCUGCAGAGCGAGCUGCUCUGCUCCUCCUGGGAAGCAUGCAUGCUUGGCUAGCACCCCCGACUCUGCUCUACCAGUUGCCCCCUCGUCCUGAGCGUGUUUAAAUGACCAUAGCUGUUAAAUCCUGGUGAAGGUCCCAAUUUGAGGGGCCCAAGGGUCUUUCUAGAGUCGAGGGGCUCCAGCUUCUGGGAGCAGCGACAGGCGAAAGCUCUUCCCUUGCCCCAGCCCUGCCUCAAUGGGGACACCCAGCCUCAGUGGGACCAGGCUCCCCCCAUCCCACACCAGCGCGCUUCCCCAGGGCCACAGUCAGCUCAGCUCUGCUCCAAAAAGCCAAUGAACAGGACCUUCUCAGAGCUGUCUCAGCCCAUGGCCAGCUUGGUGGAGGGCAGAGAGGCUCCUUAUCCCAUUAGAGUACCCCUCCAGCCACCUUUUCAACUUCAGAAAUAAAAUCCAUCCUACUAAUGUUAGAUUGAUUAGAUGCCAUAGGUACUGGGUGCUUUUUUUUGUUUUGUGGUGGCUUUUAAAUUGCCCCGAACCAAAACUGAUUUAUAUAUUGUGGCUCAGGUGUUUUUUCUGCAAUGGGAAUUAGUACCAUAGCUUUUUGCUCAGGAUGGUAUGUUUUUAUUUGUCGCCUGGAUAAACAAAUCAGGCCAGGGCUGGUUAACCUUCCCGUGAUCUCACUGAGAUUGUUUUCCUUCCCCUUGGACAAAGCUAAGAGGUUAGAUCCACGCUAUGCAAAAACCUCCCCAGGCCAGUCAAUGGGAGCACAUGGCCCAUGGCAGGAUCAGAGCUCUCAAAUGGUGAUAAGCAGCUGCAGAACAGAGAACCAAGACCUGACAGUUACUCUUCAUGUUGUUUUCUGUUCAAGCAGUUUUUGGAAUGGCUUUCCCCCACCUUUCCUACCCCCAAAUGCUUGCAGCACUUUGCUGAGAGAGGUCAUGCCUAGCGCUCCCUGAAAAUUACUUUCUUGCUAAUCUCCAUGCAAAGAUAUUUCCUGCUUUUUAAUCCGACAUCUCAGACAAAACUUCUGAGGCUGAAAGUUGGUUGCUCCAGAAUACUUGAAAUGGCACUUUUUUUCCUUAAUGACCAGAGGAAAAAGGGAUAGCAUGGUAUGGAAGGACGUGAAGAAAGGGAAACAAGGGUAGAGUUGCUAGGAAAUACACCGAAAUGUUUGAGUAUGUGUGUGAAAGGAUAAAACAAACCAUCCCCAAUCUCACUGUUUGUUUUGCCCCCGAGCAGGUGUCCAGUAAUCACUUGGGUCCCUUAUGCUCCAGUAAAAGCCUCCACUACCUUCUUUCUAUUCUCCAAAAUGUGGGCAUGAUACCUCCUCCUCCAAAACUCAGAUAUUAAAAUCCACCCCCAUUCUUUGCUGCCCUAAAGCAGCCCUGCCCGGUGUCAGCCCGGACCUGCACUGCCCCUUGCCCAGCACACAGAUGCCCGGCCCGAGGGAGCCGAUGUCCCCCCUCCUGCCAUUGCUCUGCCCCACCACUGCAGCCCCCCAGCCUGUUCGCUCCCCUUACUCCCCUCGCUUCAAAAGCCUCAUUCACAUGGCUUUUCACACUGGCUCCAGUGACACGAGUAGAGCUGCUCCCAUUUUCUUUUAGCAUGGGAGGACACUGGUCUCCCCCUAACCCUUUGCCCCACCGGAGGAGCGUGGGAUGGGGCACAGCUCUGGUCCUGCUCUACCUUGUAGUCCGGGGAACUAGCAGCGCGGCUUCGAGGUGUAUUGUGCAUGAACUGUUUUUAUCGUGUUUGUCUUGAUCAGCAAAGCAAGAGGAAUUCCGCCUCCUCAGACAGGACACGACUGCGCUGAUGUAAACGAGGCCCUUCACGUGUGCAACACAUACUGCAGAAAUAAAGGAGAAAGCUCCAUGUCUGACCAAAAA
Molecule: messenger RNA, 4202 nt
Organism: Columba livia (rock pigeon)
Lineage: Eukaryota; Metazoa; Chordata; Aves; Columbiformes; Columbidae
Gene: TRIM29
Product: tripartite motif containing 29
Exons: 9
Coding region: 293-2065 (590 amino acids)
Molecular function (GO): zinc ion binding
Source: RefSeq, a predicted model, not a curated record